This is a messenger RNA of Hansenula anomala, 921 nucleotides long. RefSeq names its product phosphoprotein phosphatase PP4 catalytic subunit PPH3 (gene PPH3). Gene Ontology annotation, cellular component: nucleus; cytoplasm. The record is from RefSeq and is a predicted model, not a curated record. Gene Ontology annotation, biological process: peptidyl-serine dephosphorylation; double-strand break repair via homologous recombination. The transcript has a single exon. The coding region runs from base 1 to 921 and encodes 306 amino acids. Gene Ontology annotation, molecular function: protein serine/threonine phosphatase activity. NCBI's taxonomy places the organism in Eukaryota, Fungi, Ascomycota, Saccharomycetes, Phaffomycetales, Wickerhamomycetaceae.
AUGUUAGAUCUCGAUAAAUCAAUAGAUUUAUUAAAACAAUGCAAACCAAUUUCAGAAAAAGAUGUAUAUGAACUAUGCAUGAAAGCUCAAGAACUAUUAAUAAAAGAGGCAAAUGUUCAAAUAGUGGACACUCCAGUGACAAUAUGUGGUGAUAUUCAUGGUCAAUUACAUGAUCUUUUAACACUUUUCAAAAAUAGUGGUGAAUGUCCACAGGCAAGAUAUUUAUUCUUGGGAGAUUUCGUGGAUAGAGGGUUUUAUUCAUUAGAAAGUUUUUUAUUAUUAUUAUGUUUAAAAGUUCGUUAUCCAGAUCGUGUCACUUUAAUUAGAGGAAAUCAUGAAUCAAGACAAAUUACAACUGUUUAUGGGUUUUAUGAUGAAUGUAUCAGAAAAUAUGGUUCUGCAAAUGUAUGGAGAUAUUGUUGUGAAGUAUUUGAUUACCUUGCCCUUGGUGCACUUGUUGGUGGUGAAGGUGGUGUUUUUUGCGUUCAUGGUGGGUUAUCUCCAGAUAUAGAUUCGAUAAAUCAAAUUAAAUUAAUUGAUAGAAAGCAAGAAGUCCCUCAUGAAGGUGCAAUGUGUGAUUUAUUAUGGUCUGAUCCUGAUGAUGUGGAAAAUUGGGGGAUAAGUCCAAGAGGUGCUGGUUAUCUUUUCGGUAGAAAUGAAGUUGAUAAAUUUUUACAUCAAAAUAAUAUUUCAUUAAUUGCAAGGGCUCAUCAAUUAGUUAUGGAAGGUUAUAAGGAAUUAUUUAAUGGUGGGUUAGUCACGGUUUGGAGUGCUCCAAAUUAUUGUUAUAGAUGUGGUAAUGUUGCUGCUGUAUUAACUAUUGAUGAUCAAUUGAAUAGAGAUUAUAAAAUCUUUGAAGCAGUAUUACAAGAUGCUGGUUCAAUACCGUCUAAAAAACCUGCAACUGAUUAUUUCUUGUGA